AUGUAUCUCAANAAUCUUUCAGUGUUCACCGACGUCUACUUCACACAGUCAUCACUGACUACAAGUGCGAUAAACAAUAUGUUCGCAACACAGUCUACCGCAGUCGUCCGGGCACUUGAUCCGUCCCAUUCGACAUAUCUCAACGAUAAUCCCGGACUGGAUUGUGGUCCGGAUCACGAGGGCAUAGCACGACCAGUCUCUGCUCCGAUUAGUCCCACCCUUACCACGGGUCUCGAAUCGUCUGCAUACUUCUCAAAGACGCACUCCAUUGGUCAAUCGCUUAACUCACCAACUUCCGUCCCAUCACACCUUAGCUCAGCACCCACGUUACGACCGGGGGAGUCCGGUGUGCCAAGUACCAUGACGUCACAAUUUCCUGAUUGGGAUGGAUUCCCAACGUUGGCUGCUCAGGUCACAACUUGCGUCCACACUGAGGCUCCUGCUUUGCAAAAGACGAUCGAUAUUUUGGGCGAGGAGUUGCGUGCGGUUCAACGAGAAUUGGAGUCACAGAGACAAGAAGCUGAAAAUCUACGACAGCAGCUUGCCCGUUUAAGAGCUUCACAGUGUGUUUCCACACAAACAGGUCCCACAGAUGUGUUCGAAAUAAGUGUUGUUGAUUCCGUUGGGCAAAUGAAUGAAACAGCAAAAACGGUACAGCCGCUAAAUGUGUACGGUCUGACAAAUGGAGUAAUAACCCCAACAAGAACUGAACCAGCCACACUUGAUGUGGCUGAGGACACAAAGAAAACGGAUCCAGCUCCAGUGGUUUGCAUACCGAACACUUAUUCAAAGGUUUCAGAUUUGCGAUCUCGUUUAGCUACGGCGAUAGAUGACCCUGAACCUCUGGAAAAUCCGUCUGGGGAUGUUGCGUCUCGGAACUGCAUCUCUUUGGUACGUGUUCCAUCAAAUACAACUCAGUUAUCUAUAUUGGUACAACCUCAAAACGGAUUAUUUCCUGCCGUCUCAGCUAAUGAUCUAACAUCUUAUUCCCAAGUUCCUGUUUCUGCAAGCUCUCGCUGUCGAAGCGCCGGCGCGUCACGUGUUACCACAACGACCUCGUCCGCUCCGUCAGAUGGAAUGGCUCAGGCCUAA
This is a messenger RNA of Echinostoma caproni, 1092 nucleotides long. The record is from the annotation of a GenBank genome assembly. Lineage: Eukaryota; Metazoa; Platyhelminthes; Trematoda; Plagiorchiida; Echinostomatidae.